AGUAAUCUGAGCUAACAAGAAAGACUAGAAAAGAGACGAGUGAGAGCAGAGACACAGGCAUGUACUGGAUCUGCACAGAAGGAAAGCUUUGCUCCUAUAAUUAAAUAUACAGUUCUUUGCUUUCCUUCACAAAAGCUUGCACAUGCUUAAACCCAUCAAGAGAAAUUCAGGAUAACUGACACGUCUGCUCUGCAUUUUAAUUAAGAAAAGAGAACAUAAAAUUGGAUGAACUACUAUAUCCUGGCUGCAAACAGAACAGAUAAAUCUUCAGUGUCUUCCCCAUUAAAACGGCAGGGAUCUGCCUGAAUAGGAUUGAGUGUGCAGCCAUGUGAACUGUGCGACCAGCAUGCUCAUCCCUAUUAAGGGGGUUUUCCUUUCAAGAAGACGAACACCAAUCAGUUAGAGUAGAACGGUCACUGCACCUUUGUGAGUAACAUUAUUGCUCCGUUGGAUUUUGUUGCUGUGUUUUCUCUCCAGGUGUGGAAUUAAUCACUGGACACAAUGAUUAUCUACAUAUUCCUUUCUUGCAUACUGUUCAGUAUCCCGUCUGGAAUGACUGACUCGGAGCUAUUAUCAAUGGCUGCAUGUAAAACAUUGUGCUUGUGCAGUGAAAAGGAUGGAAUAUUUUUUGUGAAUUGUGAAGACAAAGGCAUCAUAAAUUUGUCUGAAAUAAAUAUUCCACCAUUCCAAUACAUGGAUCUUAAUCUUUUGAACAAUGGCUUGUUUAAAAUUCAUGAGAAUGAGCUUUCAAGCUUCAAUAAUAUCAUGUCUCUUCACCUUGGAUUUAAUAACAUUGCUGAUAUUGAACCAGGAGCAUUUAAUAACCUCAGCAUCCUUAAAAAACUUCAUAUUAAUCACAACUCUUUAGAAAUACUAAGAGAUGACACAUUUAAGGGGUUGGAAAACCUGGAGUUUCUUCAGGCAGACAAUAAUUUUAUUACUACGAUAGAACCAAACACUUUUAGUAAACUUACAAAACUGAAGGUUCUCAUCCUUAAUGACAAUGCCAUUGAGUCUUUACCUAGCAAUAUUUUUCGUUUUGUACCUCUAACACACUUAGACUUACGAGGAAACCAGUUACAAACCCUUCCUUAUGUGGGGCUAUUAGAACACAUUGGUCGAAUCACAGAGCUGCAGAUCGAAGACAAUAAAUGGGUUUGCAACUGUGACUUACUUCAACUAAAGCUUUGGCUUGAGAACAUGCCAAGACAAUCCACAAUAGGGGAAGUUGUUUGUUACAGUCCAUCAAAUUUUAAAGGUACACUACUGAGAAGAUUACAAAAUGAAAUGUUCUGUUCCAAUCAAGAUAAGUUAGAAAAUCCUUCAUGGCCUCUCUCAUUAGUUGGAACUGCUUCAAUAAAUAAUGAUCGGACACCAACAAAAAUAGCAUUAGUACAAAAAGCACCAACUAAGGAUCCAGCAUUAUUUAUUCCCCCCAAAUCAUCCACACUUCUACCAGACCUCUAUUGUCCUGUUCCCUGCCACUGUUCAAGUCACACUCUUCCAGGGACGUUGAUCCAUUGCCAGGAGCGUAACCUUGAAAGUCUUUCAGAUAUUGGACGACCACCUCAAAAUCCAAGAAAACUUAUAUUGGCAGGAAAUCUAAUCAAUGUGUUACACAAAGGAGACUUUACAGAUUAUGAGAACCUUGAAAUGCUUCACUUAGGAAACAAUCAUAUUGAAAUUGUAGAAGAGCUAUCUUUUUUUAAUUUGACUAAAUUACAAAAAUUGUAUCUAAAUGGCAACCGUCUAAGAGGCUUAAACCCCAGCAUGUUCAUAGGGCUGAUAAAUCUUGAGUAUCUGUACUUAGAAUUUAAUUUCAUAAAGGAAAUUUUACCUGGAACAUUUUCUUUAAUGUCAAGACUUAAGAUUCUUUAUUUGAAUAACAAUCUCAUUCAGUUUUUGCCAGAUCAUAUUUUUUCUGGAGUCCCAUUAACAAGUUUAAAUCUGAAAAGCAAUCAAUUUCUGAGUUUUCCAGUAAGUAAUGUUUUAGAGGACUUAAGUUCACUUCUCCAAAUUGAACUUCAAGAUAAUCCUUGGGAAUGCACUUGCAAUAUAAUAGGACUCAAAAAUUGGGUACAGCAACAAACAAAUAUAAUGGUCAGUGAAAUUCCAUGCAGCAACCCAGUUGAGUUACUGAAAAAAGAUUUGAAAUCCAUUCAAAAUGAAAUAUUAUGCCCAGAAUUAGUAAUAACAUAUCCAGUUCAAUCCAGUUAUCCACCUCAAGUUGCAACAACUAGUACAGUUGACACUAUAUUGAGAUCACUUUCAGAUUCAAUACCCCUUUCUGUUGUAAUACUUGGUCUUCUUAUUCUUUUGCUUACAACUGUUCUAUGUUCAGCAGGGAUCAUUGUUCUAGUUUUACAUAGAAGGAGAAGGUCUAAAAAGAAACAGGUUAAUGGGGAAAUCAGAGAAACAAGUCCUGUUCACAUCCAGUAUAGCAUGUAUGGCCAUAAAACAACCCACCAUACAACUGAGAGACCAAGCUCAACACUUUGUGAGCAGCAACUUUUAAACCCCAUAGUACAAGUUUAUCAGAAUCCUCCAUUUAUUCCAAAACAAGGAGAUGAAGACAUAGAAGAAAAGGUUGAGGUUGAUUCAAAAAAACAUCGCAGAAGUAUUUUGGAAAGGGAGAAUGAUUCACCUCUAACAAGUUCCAAAGUAAACUUUAAAGCUAGUGACCCUCAAGAAUUCCUGGCUUUUCAUGAUGCCAGCUACUUGUACAGAAACAUGAUGGAAAAAGAAAAUGAGAUUAAACAGCUUGGGAUUGCAGAAUAUUUAAGAAAAAAUAUUGCUCAUUUGCCAUCAGAUCUUGAUAUGCAUUACCCCAGGAGCCAUGAAGAGGUAAAACUGAUGGAAGCACUUUUGUACUCCAGACCACGGAAGCUUCGAGUAGAGCAAACACAAAAUGAAUAUUUUGAACUUAAAGCCAAUCUCCAAGCAGAGCCUGAUUACUUAGAAGUUUUAGAACAAAGGACUUGAAUCGCUAUCUUAAAUUUAUAAAAGAAACUUGACAAAAUUCAGUCUGGCAUUGCUAUAUAUUUGUUCUAGUGCCUAUUUUGAUAAAAAACAAAACCUAAGAAAAUGAACACAUAUAUGCAAUCUCAGGGAGAAUUAUGAUGAUUCUGAUUCUUCAAUACUUUGGCUUACAAAGGGUAGAUUAAUUUCCAAUUGUUUUUAUACUUUCAUUGUUCUGUUAAUAAUGAUUUUUUAUAUUGUUUUAAGCAAUAGAGUACUCAUGGACCUUUAAAUACUAGAACUGCUUGGAUUUUUAGCAUAACCUUGCACCAAAAUGUAUAGUUCUAAGAAUAACUGAUAGAAAUGAUGUACACUUACCAAUCCAAACUUGCCACUUAAAAUCAACUAACAUGUUUAAUAUGCUUGCAUGAAUUUAAUUUUUCUGUUUCCAAAGUUCCAAAGUUUUUCUAGUUAAAAUGUAAUCAAUAGUGUUCACACAGUACUUGGCAAAUGCAUCAAUGUGUAAAUAUUUGAGUGAUAUUGUAUAGAAUGUCUUUAGCUACUGAGAUGAAAAUACAGUAAUAUAUUAAGCACUCCUUUGCUGGACAAUGGAGAAAAUGAAGGAAAUAAAGAAAGGUUAAAUACAUUGAAAUUGUGAUUAAUGGGUUCACCUGGCAUCUCAGACUAUAUAACAAUUCUUUGACAUUAUGUAAACAUGUAGGUGGCAAAUAGGCAUACUAAAGGGCUCAUAUACUGAUGGUGGGACAGGAUAAAAAAUACAAAACACAAGAGUAAGUCAACAUGCUUUUUUGAACUUUGCACACUCUCUGCCAUCAGUAAAUGAAUGGUGGGUCAAGGGAGGCAAGCAGACAUUCAUUUCCCACCUUCUAAGCAACCCCUAACUUGUGCACCAUUCAGACAGACUUAUAUAGUGAGGACUAAGCCCUGUACUCACCACCUGACAAGGUAGUCCUGCCUUGUCACUGCCAGAGCUGUGCUCUGCAUCUUGCUUCUGAUUUUUGAAUAAGCACUAAGGGACACAAUUAUGCUUCACUUAGUGCCCUAACAUCUAGAGCAAUAAUAACUGAGCCACUGUCUCAAAAAAGGCACACCAGUGACCUUUUUAUCUGUAUAUGUUUCCCCAAUCUGCUAAUAAUUUAAUAGCUUAAUCAAGUUAUACACUCAUGAAUUUGAUCACCCAGUUUGUUCAUUUUGAACCUGGCAAAUGACUGGUCAUUGUGUAUGUCCCCCAUUUGAGCAUCUUAAAGAACCUCAUUCUCAGGUCAUUAAUUAAUUACCCAAAAUGGUAAACCAUGUUAUUCAAAUAAGCCCUUAUUUUCAUGUAUAUGAAGUUUUAGGACAUUAUAUAGCAGAAAUAGUGGUCAGUUCAAUCAAAUCAAUUCAAUGUAGUGAUCCAAGCAAGAGGCCAAAUUGCAAAAUGCCUGGAGGCCAGUUCAUCUAAGUGGAUUGAUCACUACAUUUAAUCUUUCCUUUUUAUUUUGGACUUUAAAGCAUUUAUGCACUUUUUAUGCAUUUGUCUGCAUAUUUGACACAUCAAAUGUCAUAAAUUGGUUAAACCCUUCCCUUUAAUAGCUAAUUAUUCCAAGAUCAAUCUACUGUGUGUAUCUCCUGUAAAAAUAUAUAUAUAUAUUUUUUUUUUUUUAAACUUCUGUGUUGCCUUUGGUUCACUAUUCAGUCAUAGUUACUGUGAACUGAGAGCUAUGUUCAGCUGCAUAUUUAUGCUUAAUCAUAUACAUGUUAAAUGUAAGCUGCCAUAGUAGGAUCUUUUUUCAAAUAAAUCAUUUUGUAAAUAGAUGCUAAUGAAACCGUGAACACAAGUGGCCAAACUAUCUUUAAACAUAGCCAGCAUCUAAAUUAAACUGGACACAUUGGUUUAUGAACCUCUGCAAUUCACUUGACUCUUGGAUGUUCACCCACCUUGUACCUAUUUACUGUAAAUAAACACAACAAAGAACCUGUUUUGUAGAUUUGUAAAAAAAAUAUGAAAUUCCAUUUGUAUAUAUGUGUAUUUGUAAUUAAUUAAUAUACACUUAAUAUAUUUAUCUAUGAGUGGCAUUUAAGCUCUUUCUUUAUGUAUUCAUUUAAGACAAAUAAAAUAUUGUUUG
Molecule: messenger RNA, 5084 nt
Organism: Xenopus tropicalis (tropical clawed frog)
Lineage: Eukaryota; Metazoa; Chordata; Amphibia; Anura; Pipidae
Gene: slitrk6
Product: SLIT and NTRK like family member 6
Exons: 2
Coding region: 502-2982 (826 amino acids)
Cellular component (GO): membrane
Molecular function (GO): S-adenosylmethionine-dependent methyltransferase activity; methyltransferase activity; nucleic acid binding
Source: RefSeq, a predicted model, not a curated record